Messenger RNA from Arabis nemorensis, 951 nucleotides. Lineage: Eukaryota; Viridiplantae; Streptophyta; Magnoliopsida; Brassicales; Brassicaceae. The record is from the annotation of a GenBank genome assembly.
AUGGCUUCUUCUUGUUUCCUUGGUUCGAUUGUCUUUACUUGUCCCACCAACCUCUCAUCUCGACCAGCUUCUCUCUUCCCGAAGAAUCUCACUUGUUGUCCUUAUUCUUCUGCUGCGUCUCGUUUUGAGUCGUUGUCGAUCGGAAGUAGUCGGAGAAAGGUGUCGGAGGUGAUGAGUAUGGCUACGACGGCGUCGGAAAUGGGGAAGGAGGAGAAGAAGAGAGUGGAGAUUUUUGACCUCGAGGAGAAUUUGGCGGUUGAUUUGGCUAAAUUCACAGCUCAUCUUUCCGAUAAGUAUUGCAAGGAGAGAGGCGCUUUCACCGUCGUUGUCUCCGGCGGCUCCCUCAUCAAAUCGCUCCGGAAAUUAGUAGAAUCCCCUUACGCUGAUUCGAUCGAUUGGUCAAGGUGGCAUUUUUUCUGGGUCGACGAGAGGGUUGUUCCCAAGCAUCACGAUGACAGCAACUACAAACUGGCUUAUGAUGCUUUCUUAUCCAAGGUUCCAAUUCCGCCUGGAAACGUAUAUGCCAUUAACGAAUCCCUCUCUGCCGAGGCUGCAGCGGAUGAUUACGAGACCUGCCUCAAACAUCUGGUCAAGACCAACAUCCUCCGCGUAUCUGAAUCAACAGGAUUCCCCAAAUUUGAUCUCAUGCUUCUUGGUAUGGGCCCUGAUGGCCACGUGGCAUCUCUAUUCCCGGGACACAGUCUCUGCAACGAGAGCCAGAAAUGGGUAACAUUUAUCACCGACUCUCCAAAACCGCCAUCUGAAAGAAUCACCUUCACAUUCCCUGUCAUCAACUCCUCUGCACAUAUAGCUCUAGUCGUUUGCGGUUCUGGGAAAGCCGAAGCCGUUCAAGCAGCUCUGAAGAAGACCGGGGAAGUACCUGCGGGUUCCGUUAGUGCUGAAGACGAGCUGGUUUGGUUUCUGGACAAACCAGCCUGUUCCAAGCUCUAA